Messenger RNA from Nycticebus coucang (slow loris), 376 nucleotides. RefSeq names its product chromosome 16 C3orf85 homolog (gene C16H3orf85). The transcript has 4 exons. Bases 60 to 332 code for a protein of 90 amino acids. Lineage: Eukaryota; Metazoa; Chordata; Mammalia; Primates; Lorisidae. The record is from RefSeq and is a predicted model, not a curated record.
GCCACCUCAAGCAAGGGCCUCUCUCUGACUUAUCUCAGCAUACGGCUUCCAGGAGGAUCAUGGCCUAUACAAUGCUUCAAGUAGCUCUGUGUUCAACACUGCUUAUAGGAGCAUUGGGUGCGCCAUUUUUGUUGGAGGACCCUGCAAACCAGUUCCUCCAUCUUAGAAGGAAUGUAUAUUUGCAGGAUUACUGGAACCCAGAUCACAGUCCAGAUGUGUGGAGAAACACACUGGAAGAUCAGGCUCGUGAAACAUGGACUGCUUUGAAAACAACCAUACAGUAUUAUUUGGAUGUGAAUACAUUCACCUUGGACAUGUCCACUGCCCAGUAAAUGUGCUUUGCUAAUUAAAGCAGAAAGAUAAGAUGGCAAUGUGC